AUGGCUUUUGAAAGCAAAGAUGAAGCAGCUGAACGACACAAUGCACAGAGACAACAGGGAAAGCAGAAAAGUCCUGUUGGGAGAUUUGAAAAUAUGGAGUGGGACAAAGAUGGGAUGAAGGAAGAAGUAAACAGCUUUGGUGAUGGCACUUUGGUCAACUGGUCCGAGUUAGCAAGGAGGUACGGAGUAAAGAAUAAAACUGGACAGAUGGCUCAAAAUGGUGGACAAAUAGCAAUGGAGUGGUUGAAAUCAGAAGGAGUUGAUGUGGAGAGGUUCAAGAAAAGAAGAAGAGAGAGUGACAUUGGCAAUAUCAGGAAAAAGAUGAAAAAAAGUGUUGGUGGUGAAAUCACAGUUCCAUGCCCUGAAUCCAGUAGGAAAUUGCAAGCAAAAUUGAAAGAAAAGAUUUUGUCAGGUGAAGUGAAUGUCGGGGAGUUGAUAGUGCCAAGAAAGGUAAAUGGAAAUAAAUCUUUACAUACAACCAAAAUUGUAUACACUCAGUAA
Paramuricea clavata is the source of this 501-nucleotide messenger RNA. Lineage: Eukaryota; Metazoa; Cnidaria; Anthozoa; Malacalcyonacea; Plexauridae. The record is from the annotation of a GenBank genome assembly.